AUGGCCGCUGAUACGACCGCGAAACCUGUUUCAUGGAAAGGCAAGGGGAGGGCCACACAGUCAGGCGCGGAAGCCGACUUCUACGACCUCAACCCUACAAUCACCUACCGCCAACUACACUCGCGGAAUCUUGGAGUAAAGGAUCCUCUACGUGUGAUAGCGCUGUGCGACAGCGACGCGUUCUACGCUGCGUGCGAGCAGGUCCGCCUAGGAAUUGACCCAUCGCGGCCUUUGGUAGUCCAGCAAUGGGACUCCCUCAUCGCCGUGAAUUACCCCGCACGCAAGUUCGGCAUUACACGUAUGGAAAAGAUCAAGGAGGCAAGAAAGAAGUGCCCAGAACUGGUUGUCGUUCAUGUCGCGACUUAUAAGGAGGGGGAGAAGGAACCUGGAUAUUGGGAGAACCCUGAUACCCUAACACAUAAGGUGUCAUUGGAUCACUACCGACGAGAAAGUAUGAAAGUUAUCCGCAUGUUCCAAGAAGGUCUCCCUACUGGCGAAAUCGAGAAAGCGUCGAUAGACGAGGCUUUCAUUGACUUCACUGGGCCGAUUCGGGAAGAAAUCCUUCGACGAUACCCCUAUCUCGCACAGGUCCCUCCAGAUGCACCAAACGGCGCUGACAGUCCUCUUCCGCCCCCACCGCCUAUCAUUGACACGUCGUCAGGAGGCUCUGCAGCAGACGCAGAAGCUCCCAGUGACCAAGACGUCUCGGACGCCGACGAUAAGGGUGUCGAUAACGUCGAUACGACUACUUGGCACGAUGUUGCGCUCGCCAUCGCCGCUGAGCUAAUGGGAAAGAUUCGCCAUGACAUUUACAUGAAACUUGGUUACUCAACAUCGGCGGGUAUAGCUAGGAAUAAAUUUCUGGCAAAGCUCAUCGCGUCAUACAAGAAACCUAACAACCAGAUUCGCUUUCUCGGAGGGAAACUCGGGAAAGCCAUCGCCGAAGAAUAUGAAGCAUCUACCGUUGGUGACUUACUGAGCAUUUCCUUAGAGGAGAUGCAACGCAAGUUUGGCGAGGAGUCUAUCUGGGUAUACGAAUCUCCGGUGUGUGGUCUGAACCAGCUAUGUAUUGAAUUGCUAACCCCAGUCCUCGCCGCCAGAGGCAUAGACCGGUCCGAAGUCAAGGAGAAGCCGGCAGUCAAUAAGAGCAUGAUGGCAUCGAAGAAUCUUCCAAACCCGAUCACGAAGACGUCGCAGGGGCACCACUGGAUCAGAGUGCUCGCGGCGGAGCUGGCGCUACGCCUGCGCGAAGCUAGGGAAGAGAUGCCGCGCUGUGGCCGAAGACGCUGGUGUUGCAUGCCCGACAAAGCAGCGUUCCCGUUCACACGCGAUGCAUCCGUUGACGUGAUCACAUCUGCGGGAGAUAGGCUCUGGAAGGAGCUUAUAGGCACUGAUACCUCCCGAACGACACCAAUGAAGAUCACAAACGUCGCUCUCGGGUUUACAGGGGUCGAAGCCAUGGAGGCAGGGCAGCGCAGCAUCCAUGGCUUUCUCAAGCCACCUUCGACGUCAAAGCAGGCCCAGAGUGCAGACGUCCCUGUCAAACGCAAGAGGGACCCGCACGAAGACACGGAGGACACCGGGCGGGACUUCGUGCGGCAGAAAAGCAACAGCGACGUUGCUGCUGGCUCCCCUGACGGCACCACUUACUUCACGUGCGACAAGUGUGGCAAGCGCAUAUCCCUGCCUGGAGACUUGAUAGAUGAUGGUUUGGAAGACGUGAUCAUGCAAGAAGCGCUUGAGGCGCUGCGCGUGGAACACAAAGACUUCCAUUAUGCGCAGGAGUUGUCCAAGCAACUCAGCUCCGUCGGUUCCCCUCGCAAGUUCCGACCUUCAUCUGGAGAACAGGCUCAACCGGCGACCACGAGGAGAGGGGGACGGCCAAAACAGUCCGAUAGCAUAGCCAAGUUCUUCUCCGCAAAGUAA
Molecule: messenger RNA, 1926 nt
Organism: Fomitopsis serialis
Lineage: Eukaryota; Fungi; Basidiomycota; Agaricomycetes; Polyporales; Fomitopsidaceae
Exons: 11
Coding region: 1-1926 (641 amino acids)
Biological process (GO): error-prone translesion synthesis; response to radiation
Cellular component (GO): site of double-strand break; nucleus; replication fork
Molecular function (GO): damaged DNA binding; DNA-directed DNA polymerase activity
Source: RefSeq, a predicted model, not a curated record